AUGAAUCGUUUGUUAUUUUUUCGUACAAGUUCAUCGUUAAUUCGUUAUUGUGUUCGUUCAACGUCGUCAACAUCAAAUUUUGGUUUAACAAAUCGAGAGCGAAAACGUUUCUAUAAGAAAGUUUCGACUGUUGAAUCAUCACAAUCACCAACAAAAUAUGAAAUUUUACUUGAUCAACGUAAACUCAAAACUCCAUCGGGAAAUUUAGUUACCAUUGAAAAUGAAUUUCUCGCCUUAUCACUCGCACAUGAAUGGAAUCAACAAUUGAAAAAAAUCGAUCUAGCAUCAAUGCAUUUAAAUUCCUUGAUAAAUACCAUCAUUGAUAAUCCAUUAAAAUUAAAUAAAGAACAAAUUAUAGCAAAAGUCAUGCAUUAUCUUGACUGGGAUACAUUACUUUAUCGUUCGGACGCUCCAGAAGAAUUCCAUCAAUUACAAAUAACAUCUUGGGAUCCAAUUUUAAAAGUUGUCAAUGAACAUUUGAAUACAAAGUUUCAAUCAACAUACGAUCUUCAUGUAAAAGAUCUUAUUAGAGAAACUGACAGACAAAUAAUUGAAAAAUAUUUAUCAAGCUUUGAUCGAUCAUCAUUAAUGAUAUUUUUAUUUAUUGCUGAACAAUUAAAAUCAAUUUUAUUAAGUAUCUGUUUAAUAAAACAAUUUCGUUCAGUAGAAGAUAUUUCUGUAUUAUCGAGACUCGAAACCGAAUUCCAAAUAUCACGUUGGACUAAUGUUGAAUAUUAUCAUGAUUAUGAUAUAUUGGAUACACGCUCAAAAAUUGCAGCUGCCUAUCUUAUUUUUUAUUGCUUAAACAAUAAUAUAACAAGAGCCAUUAUGCCAAAAGACAAUUAUUAUUAUAAAAGUGUUGGAAUCAUUCAUUGUGUUCAUGCAAAUUUAAUAAUGUUACAUGUAUCAUCAAUGAUAGCUUAUGGGUUUUUAUCAUUUAUAUUGGCAUUUUUUAAUAAAGCACUUUUUGAAAUAGCCAAAUUUCGUAAUAAUUUAUUUGUGAUCUCCACUCAACUGAGUUUUAUACUUAUAUCAUUCCAUGUUUUGGUUUAUUUUCGUCGGAUAACCGUACCCGUUAUGACAAAAAAUGAAUUAAAUACAUUAAUCAUUCCAUCGGUUUUCUUUUGUUUAAGCACAGUAUUAUCUUUGCAAGCACUGAUGCAACUUAAUGUAGCUGUUUACGUGAUAAUAAAACGUUGUACACCAGCAUUGACAUUUCUUUUAUCUGCUAUCGUAUUAAAAGAGCAGAAGCUUAAUUUAAAAACAGGUUUUUGUGUACUGACAAUUACUCUUGGUGCUGCAAUUACAUCUACUGGUGAUGUUGCUUAUCAUUUCCAAUCCUAUGCCAUCGGAAGUUUUAGUGUGAUAUUUCAUUCGCUUUAUCUCCUUACAGUUCAACGAUGCAGUGAACAACGAACAUCUAACGACGUCCUUUAUAUCAAUAGUCUAUUAUCGUUACCAAUGAUAGUAGCUUUUAUGAUAACAAGUUCUCAUGAAUUGUCAAAUGUAAAAUCCUAUGAUGGAUAUAGUACAGCUAAGUUUUGGCUUUAUUUUUUAUUAUCGAUUAUCGGUGGUGGUCUUCUAAAUGCAACCACAUUUUGGUGUACAAUUAAAAAUUCAGCAUUGACAACAACGGUAGUCGGUGUUUUGAAAAGUAUUCUUCAAAUAUUCGUUGGCAUGUUUGCAUUUGAUCAACUAUCGAUUAAUUAUAAGACUACACUUGGUAUUGCAUUAUCAUUGGUUGGUGGUACGAUGUUCAGUUAUUUGGAAUAUACAAAUAAACAAUCGAAAUGCGGAUCCAAUACAAGUGACAAUGACUCGGAACAAACAAUAUAUAAAUCUUGUUCACGUGAAAAUAGUCGACUAGUUCGAGAUUAUUUUAUACAAGCUCUUAGUUCAAUCUAUGAAAAAAAUCAUUUAUCUAUUCCAGCUGAAUGUAUUUUUUCAUCCAAACGUGAUAUUUUCCAUCAUCAAGAAUUACACAAAGUCAAAGUAAAACCAAAUGAAUGGCAAUGUAAAUAUUGUAAUAAAACGUUCUAUUCGGAAUAUUAUCUUGAUAUGCAUCUAUCUAAUCGACACAAUGAUACUCUCAUUCAACACGAGCAAUCCGCAUGCUUAGCGGAUUAUUGUUCAAUAUUUCGCUGUGAUGCUUUAAAAAGAUCGAAAACAUUGUUUCAAUCUUUCGAUCCAUUUGCACGAAAUUCUGAAGAUACAAGAAGAAAAUCAAAAAAAGUUCCCAAUGAACAACAACUUACCAUAUUAAGAAGUCGAUGUGCUUCAAUUAUCAACGAAUGUAUUCCAAUUAACAUAAAAUAUGAUACUCGAGUAAAAGCACAACAUGAAAUGUACGCAGAAAUUUGUGCUUAUCUAACAACCAAUAGGUAUUUUGAGUUACCCAAUUACUAUAAAUCUUUUAUCAGCUUUACGUCAAUAUUUUGUUCGUUCAUCUUUCUAUUCAUGUGUUUUAUUGGAGUUGGAAUUGUGCGGCGAUCCGAUUGGAAAUUUAGCGAUAACGAUGAUGAUGAACCUGAGAAACCUCUAUCGGAAGAAACAAUAUCUACAGCAACUGCAUUACUAUCUAAGUCACCUAGAAAUAGUAUUAUUCAUUCACCAAAGAACUCAACAUCUACUGUUCGCCACCGAGUCCAUUUUGAAUCUCUAGACGAUUGUAAUCGUUUACAUAGUGAUCCUAUGUAG
Molecule: messenger RNA, 2697 nt
Organism: Rotaria socialis
Lineage: Eukaryota; Metazoa; Rotifera; Eurotatoria; Philodinida; Philodinidae
Source: the annotation of a GenBank genome assembly